Molecule: messenger RNA, 10005 nt
Organism: Plasmodium falciparum 3D7
Lineage: Eukaryota; Apicomplexa; Aconoidasida; Haemosporida; Plasmodiidae
Source: RefSeq, a predicted model, not a curated record
AUGAAACCAAAUGAUAAUUUAGAAAAUAACAUGAAUUUGAGUAUAGGAAAAAUAGAUUUGAGUAAUAUUUAUAUGGACAUAUUACACAUACAUGAAACUCUUGUAAAUCAUAUUCAAACCAUCGUUACACAAGUUUAUAGUUUGAUAGAAAAGACAUUAUGUGAUCACAUCGAAAGAAAUAAAUUGGACAUAUAUAUGUUUGAAGAAAAGUAUAAAGAUAAUAAUAUAAUAGAUGGGGAUAAAGAUAAAAUGAUAAUCCAUUCUUUAAAUAAUUUGAAUAAUAAUUAUUUUGGUAACGAUAUAAAAAAUAAAUUUAUUUUAGAGAAGGUAAAUGAAUGUAUAUUAGAUAAUGAGAAUGAUAAAAAAAAUAAGAUAAAAAUAAGUUCUAAGAAGAAAUAUUUUAAUGAAUUACUAAAUUUUGGUAAUAAAAAUAAAAAUGUACAAAUAAAAACAAUAACUAGUUCGAUAUGUACAUAUAAAAAUGGAGUUGAUGAUGAACAUGAAAAUGAUAAUGAUGAUGAUGAUAAUGAUUGUGACGAUAAUGAUUGUGACGAUAAUGAUUGUGACGAUAAUGAUUGUGACGAUAAUGAUUGUGACGAUAAUGAUUGUGACGAUAAUGAUUGUGACGAUAAUGAUUGUGACGAUAAUGAUUGUGACGAUGAUAAUAAUAACGAUAAUGAUGAUAAUUAUGAAUGUAUAAAUAUUGAUGAUAAUAAUCUUAUAAACAGCAUAAAAAUAAGAAACGAUGAAAAUAACCUUCUUUUUAAUAAUAGGUAUACGAGGAAUCAUCACGAUAAUAAUUCUGUAAACUGUUUUAUGAAUAUAAAUAAAAAAACAAAGGAAGUAUAUAAUAAUGAAUGUAAUAAUAAUUAUUUUAGAGAAGAGCAAAAAAACAAUUUGUAUGAUAGAAAAAAACAAAAGUAUAAAAAAAAAGCCGAAGAUGUUGUUCAUAAAGUAAUGAAUAAUAAAUGUAUACAAAACGAAAUAUAUGAAAAUAAAAUUAAACUACAAAAACAUAUAGCUCUUUUGGAGCUUAUUAAAUAUGUUAUUUUGUAUUCAAAUACAAAUAUAAAAAAGGAAAAUACAGAAAUAAUAAAAAAAAGGGAAAUUAAUGAAAUUAACUCAUAUCAAAAUGGGAAUGUUACAAAUAAGAGAUAUAAAAAGGGUUUACAUAAAAAUGGUAUACAUGAAAAUGACUUACAUGAAAAUGACUUACAUGAAAAUGACUUACAUAAAAAUGACUUGCAUAAAAAUGACAUACAUAAAAAUGACAUACAUAAGAAUGACAUACAUAAGAAUGAUUUACGUACAAACGACUUGCAUAAAAAUGACAUACAUAAGAAUGAUUUACGUACAAACGACUUACAUAAAAAUGACUUACAUAAGAAUGAUUUACGUACGAACGACUUGCAUAAAAAUGACUUGCAUAAAAAUGACUUGCAUAAAAAUGACAUACAUAAGAAUGACAUACAUACAAAUAACACAUGUCUUAAUGACACUCAUAUGAGUAUAAAUCCUUAUGAUAACCAUUACACAGAAAAAACAAAAACUGAUUUGAAUCACUCCGAAUAUGAUAAGGGAAUAAAAGAUGAACAUACAAAUAGUAAUAUUAACUUAUCAAACGUCAAACUUAAAUAUAUUAAUAUUAUAACUUAUUAUAUGGAUUUAUUAUCACCAUUUAAUAAAUGUUAUUCUGAAAAAAAUGGUACAACUAAUGAAGAUCAAAAGAAUUUAAAAAUGGUAUGUAAAAAAUUAGAUCAAAUUGUAUUGAAUUAUGAAAGUAUUAUCGACCAAAUUUUAAAAAAAGGAAAUCUAAAUUAUUCUGAUAUAAAUAAAUUGUAUCAAGCUCAUAACCAUAAUAAUAUGGAAGAAUAUUCCUCAUCUCAAUUAAAUGAUGAAAAUCAAUGUGAAAAUAAAAGGGUACAGAACAAUAUGUGCAUAAGUAUUGAUAACAAAAUAAAUAUGAAGAACAAAAGUAUUCCGUGUGAAUGUACAAAAUGUUUGGAAGAAAAAAACACAAACAAGUUUAUGGACACCGCAAAUAAUGAGAAAAAUAAAAAUAAUAACAUAAAUAAAAAUAAUAACAUAAAUAAAAAUAAUGACAUAAAUAAAAAUAAUGACAUAAAUAAAAAUAAUGACAUAAAUAAAAAUAAUGACAUAAAUAAAAAUAAUGACAUAAAUAAAAAUAAUGACAUAAAUAAAAAUAAUGACAUAAAUAAAAAUAAUGACAUAAAUAAAAAUAAUGACAUAAAUAAAAAUAAUGACAUAAAUAAAAAUAAUAACAUAAAUAAAAAUAAUAACAUAAAUAAAAAUAAUAACAUAAAUAAAAAUAAUGACAUAAAUAAAAAUAAUGACAUAAAUAAAAAUAAUGACAUAAAUAAAAAUAAUAACAUAAAUAAAAAUAAUGACAUAAAUAAAAAUAAUAACAUAAAUAAAAAUAAUGACAUAAAUAAAAAUAAUGACAUAAAUAAAAAUAAUGACAUAAAUAAAAAUAAUGACAUAAAUAAAAAUAAUAACAUAAAUAAAAAUAAUAACAUAAAUAAAAAUAAUGACAUAAAUAAAAAUAAUAACAUAAAUAAAAAUAAUAACAUAAAUAAAAAUAAUAACAUAAAUAAAAAUAAUGACAUAAAUAAAAAUAAUGACAUAAAUAAAAAUAAUAACAUAAAUAAAAAUAAUGACAUAAAUAAAAAUAAUAACAUAAAUAAAAAUAAUAACAUAAAUAAAAAUAAUAACAUAAAUAAAAAUAAUAACAUAAAUAAAAAUAAUGACAUAAAUAAAAAUAAUAACAUAAAUAAAAAUAAUAACAUAAAUAAAAAUAAUGACAUAAAUAAAAAUAAUAACAUAAAUAAAAAUAAUAACAUAAAUAAAAAUAAUAACAUAAAUAAUGUUAAUAAUAAUAGUAGUAAUAGUUAUAAAAACAGAAGGCACCAUAAUACAUAUAUUAAGUGUUGUCAUGAUUCACAUUUGUAUUCUAGAGAAAUAAAUGACCAAGGACAUGAUAAGAACAAAUGUUCUCAUAAUAUUAAUAAUAGUACACCUGAAAGUAUUGUACAGAACAAUAAAAACAUUUCUGAUAUAAAUCUGGUGAAUAAUACAAAUAUAUCAAUAAAUUGUAACAAAUUAUUAAAUGAGAAUUGCAUAAAAAGCUCAUGUGAUAAAUCCAACUUUCUUAAUACACCAAAUAUAGUGGUGCCUAAAUAUUCUAAUAUUCGUCCUAUUACUCAAAAAGAUUCACUUUCAAAUGAUUUGUUAAGAAAUAAUAAUUUAAGAGAAAAGUACCAUCCACAAAAUGAUAGCAACUAUUAUAAAGAGAUAAGAAACACGAAUUGUAAUAAUGAUGUAGAGAAAAACAUAAAGGAUAAUAUUUUACAUACAAAAAAACAAUCUAGUCAUUUAAAUAAUGUUGAUUAUGAUUCAGAUAAUAAAUUAAAAAAUGAUUAUUCUGAAGGAAUUAAUAAUUUUGAUCAAAAUAAUAAUCAAAAAAAUAAUAUGAUACCUUUGUUUAAUGAUGAUCAUAUUGUUAAUUAUAGAAAUAUUUCAAGUUCUAAUCAUCACAAUAUAAAUAAUAUUCCUAAUUAUUUCAUACCUUUAAAUAAUAAUGAUGAAAAAAAGAAAUUCUUAGAUAUUGAAACAUAUAAACAUAAAAAUAUAAAAAUGAAUAAUAAUGAUAAGCACAUAUAUAAUAACAUGAAUAAUAAUGAUAAGGAUAUAUAUAAUAACACAAAUAAUAAUGACAAGCACAUAUAUAAUAACACAAAUAAUAAUGACAAGCACAUAUAUAAUAACACAAAUAAUAAUGACAAGCACAUAUAUAAUAACACAAAUAAUAAUGACAAGCACAUAUAUAAUAACACAAAUAAUAAUGACAAGCACAUAUAUAAUAACACAAAUAAUAAUGACAAGCACAUAUAUAAUAACACAAAUAAUAAUGACAAGCACAUAUAUAAUAACACAAAUAAUAAUGACAAGCACAUAUAUAAUAACACAAAUAAUAAUGACAAGCACAUAUAUAAUAACACAAAUAAUAAUGACAAGCACAUAUAUAAUAACACAAAUAUUCGUGAAAAAGACAAUGAUGUAAUAUAUCAUGAGAUUGUAACAAGAUGUUGUAGAAACAAUACUUGUACCUGUUUCAUUAAUAAUAAUGAUAGUGUGGAUGUGAAUAUUAAUUUAAAAUUAAAGAGUGAAGAUAAUUCAUUAGUUUUGUCUCCAUCAUCUUGCUCGAACGAUAAAAGUUUUGUAAAUGACUUUAAUGAAAAUAAGGAUGAUAUGUCAUUUAUAUAUAAUCAAAUUAAUAUAAAAAAUGAUAAACAGGAAUAUGUUAUAUGUGAACCAACAAAAAGUACUCAACACAUAAAUGAAAAGAAUGUUCCAAUAAAUACAUUUAAUAACACGAAUUGUCAUUUUGUUAAAAAUAGGAAUAAAGAGGUUAUUACAACUACAUAUAAUGAUAACAUAAAUAUAUAUGAUCAAAUGAAAAAGGAAAAUAUGAAUCAAUUUGAUGAUCAAACCGUACCCACAUCAUCAAAAAUAAUAUGUUCAGAUCAACAUCAUGUAGAACGUAUAAAUAAUAAAUCAAUUAAUCAAAAUUGUUUAAAUACAUUGACCGACAAAAAUAUUUAUUAUAAUGAUACCAUUAAGAAAUAUGAAAAUAGAAAAAUGACAACUGAUAAUAUAAGGUAUUCAAAUAUUUGUGCUCUAAACAAUGGACAAAAUAGUUGUAAGCCUAAUGUUAUACUGAACCAACAAAUAUUUCAUAAAGUGGAUGAACAUGGAAAUUUUAUAUAUAAUAUGAGAGAUCAUGAGAACAUACAAGACGAAAAGUUGUUAUCAGAUCAACUACACCUUGAUUCAUUAUAUAAAACAAGCGACGGAAGGAACAAAGAACGUUUUGGAACUACACCUCUUUAUAAUCAUGGGUAUAAUAACAAGUUUGUAGAUAAUAGGAACAAUAAUUAUAGUGAUGAGGAAAGUACAUACGUAAAUGAAAUUCAUAAUUACAUAAAUAAGGAUAUUAACUAUAACAACGAAAAGAAUGAGUGUAAUCAUCAUAUGGUUAAUUAUAACAAUGAAAAGAAUGAAAGUAACCAUCAUAUGGUUAAUUAUAAAAAUGAUAUGGAUAAUUACAACCAUCAUAUGGUUAAUUAUAACAAUGAAAAGAAUGAAAGUAACCAUCAUGUGGUUAAUUAUAAAAAUGAUAUGGAUAAUUACAACCAUCAUAUGGUUAAUUAUAACAAUGAAAAGAAUGAAAGUAACCAUCAUGUGGUUAAUUAUAAAAAUGAUAAUAAAGAAUAUAACCAUGAUAUGAUUAAUUACAACAAUGAUAUGAAUAAUUACCAACAUGAUAUGAAUAAUUAUAACAAUGAUAAUAAUGAUUACAACCAUUAUAUGAAUAAUUACCAACAUGAUGUGAAUAAUUACCAACAUGGUGUGUAUAAUUACCAACACGAUGUGAAUAAUUACCAACAUGGUGUGUAUAAUUACCAACAUGAUGUGAAUAAUUACCAACAUGAUGUGAAUAAUUACCAACAGGAUGUGAAUAAUUACCAACAUGAUGUGAAUAAUUACCAACAUGAUGUGAAUAAUUACAACCAUUGUGUUAAUAAUUACAACCAUUGUGUUAAUAAUUAUAAUCAUGAAGGUAGCAACGAUAGUACAGAUAAUAAAUACAACGGUAAUAAUAAUUACAAUGGUCAUAAUAACCAUCAUGGUGACAGUGAUCACAAUGCAGAUAAUAACUACAAUGAUAAUAAUUACCUUAACCCUUCAGGUAGAAAUAAUAACAGUAGUAAUAAUGACGGGGGGAAUGAUGAUGAAAGUACAGAUGAUAAUGAUGAAAAUGAUAAAGAAGAAGAUGAAGAAAAGGAUGAAGAAAAUGAAGAAAAGGAUGAAGAAAAUGAAGAAGAAAAUGACGAAGAAAAUGACGAAGAAAAUUACAAAAAAGAUAAUGAAGAAGAUUAUAAUCAACAUAAAAAUUGUAACGACCAAUUUAUGAAAAUUGAAGGUGAUAACAUUUUUGAUAAUAGUACUAGUAAUUCUUUACACAAUAUAUGUUAUUCAUAUAAAAACAGAUAUAAUGAUUCUCACGCUUAUUUAAUGUCAGGUGAAAAUGAAAUAAUGGCACACAACAAAAUUUAUAGACCUCAAGAAAAGGACAUACCUAUAACACAAGAUAAUAGUUUUGUGUUUCAAAAUAAAAAUAAUGGAAAUCAGUAUGAUGCACAAAUGAGUGAUUUUUAUAAUUUUCAUUUGAACAGCAUGAAUAGCAUAAAUGACACAAAUAGUAUAAAUAAUAUGAAUGAUAUAAAUAAUAUGAACGGUAUAAAUAAUAUGAAUGGUAUAAAUAAUAUGAAUAAUAUAAACAAUUUGAAUAAUAUAAAUAAUAUGAAUAAUAUGAACAAUUUGAAUAAUAUAAACAAUUUGAAUAACAUGAACAGUAUAAAUAAUAUACACAACAUGAAUAAUAUGAACAGCAUAAAUUAUACAAACAAUAUAAAUAAUACAAACAGUGUAAAUAAUAUGAAUAACAUUAAUAACAUGAAUAACAUGGUCACUAUAAACAAUAUGAAUAGUAUAAACAAUAUGAAUAAUAUACAGAACGUAAACAACUUAUACAAUUUUUAUAAUGAAAAUCAAAACAACAUAAGUGUUCCAAAUAUACAUGGAGAGUUUAUGAGUGAAAAGACGAAUGAGGAAAAGAUAUCCACAAAUGAUUUAGAUACAUAUGAAAAUCUUAAUAAAGAUAUGAUAAAUGAUUUGAGUAUAAAUAUGAGUUUAAAUAAUUAUAAUAAUGAAAUGAUGAAUAAUGAAAUCUGUAGUUCUUACUUUGACAUGUGUAACAAUAUGGACGAAUCAUACAAUAUCAUGAAUAAUAACAAUAGUACUAAUAGUAGUAAUAAUAACAACAAUAAUAAGAAAAACGAAAACGAAAAUGAAAACAAUGAAAAUAAUAAUAAUAUUAAUAACAAUAAUAAUGAUAAUAAUAACAAUAAUAAUGAUAAUAAUAACAAUAAUAAUGAUAAUAAUAACAAUAAUAAUGAUAAUAAUAACAAUAAUAAUAAUAAUAAUAAUUUGUUUGAAUGCGAUAAGUGUAAUGUCGAUUAUGAUAUAAUGAAUUUUACAAACAAUACUUAUAUGGAUAUACAAAAAAUACUUCAAAAUGAUGAUAUAUUAAAACAAGAAUUUGCUAAUAUCGAAGAAUGUUUUAAGAUACAUACAUCUUCUAUAAAUUAUAUGAAGGUAAAAGGUAAAGGUGAAUGCUGCCAUAAAAAUCAACAAAUAAUGUACGAACAUUAUGAUGCAGGGAAACAUUCUAAUAAUAAUUUUAUAAGGAAUAAUGAUGAUAUGUACAAAAAUUUGAGUAUGGACGAAUUUUUUCUAAAUCCAAAUAACAUAGAAGCUAAUAUUAUAAACAAUGAUAUAAUUAACGAAAAUAUUAAUAGUGACAUAGAAAAAAUUAUGGAUAUAAUGACUUCAAAUAAUAAUAAUGAAAGAGAAGAUAAUAAAAAUCAUUCAAGACAGGAAGACGAUAAGGGAAGGCAACAAACUAAAGGAAAAGAAAAAUGUAAAGAAAAAGAUAAAUAUAAAGACAAAGAAUUUGAUAUAUACAAAGAAAUAAAUAAUGAUAAGAUGAUAAGUGAACAUAUGGGAAUAUAUGGAGAACAAAUUAAUUUAAAAAAAAAAGAAUUUACCAACUUUUCAUCUUCAUCUUCAUUCAAUAUGUCAAAUAAUAACAACAACAAUAACAACAACAGUAACAACAACAAUAACAACAACAAUAACAACAACUAUAACAAUAACAAUAAUAAUAAUAAUCAUACGUUUGAUAUAUCUACCAAAAACAAAGAUAAAAAAAGAAAAAUAGAUUCUCUAGGCAACACUUAUGAGCAUAUAAUCUCUUCAAAUGAAUCAAAAAUCGAGAGCAUAAAUGAGCAAUCAACUUCAAGAAAGUUUCAUAAAAUUAAUGAAGAUAAAAGAAAGAAAUAUCAAAAACUUGAUAUAAGAACUUUAAAUAAAAACGUUCAAAAGAACAAAGAAAUAUGUACAAAUUGCUAUAUACACUAUGAUAAUUUUAAGUCAAGUUAUAUUUUAACCUUUAUAAACAGAAAACAAAAAAAACAAAGAAAAAUUUUCCCUGUAGAACCUAAUGAAAAGGAUGAAGCAUAUAUUGUCCAAAUUAUAAAAUAUAUUGAGAAAUUAAAGGAACAAGAUAAAAUAUUUGGAAUCAACAAAAAUGAGGAAAAACAGGAAAAUAAAAAUAAUUGUCUAAAUGAAGGUGAACAGCAACAGGGGGUGCUAAAUAUAAAUACAAACAUAAAUAAUUGUAAUGAUAAUAUUAUGAAGGAAAAUAAUAUGAAGGAUAAUAUAAUGAAAGAAAAUAUAAUGAAAGGUAAUGAAGUUGCUCAUCAUGAUAGUAUGAAUGAUCAUAAGGUAAUUAAUAAGGAUGAAUCGAAUGAAAACAAUAUGAAUAAUAAUAACCUCAAUAAUAAUGAUAAUAUAUUUAAUAAUGAUAAUAUAUUUAAUAAUGAUAAUAUAUUUAAUAAUGAUACUAUAUAUAACAACAAUAUAUAUAAUAAUGAUACUAUAUAUAAUAAUGAUAAUAUAUAUAACAACAAUAUAUAUAAUAAUGAUAAUAUAUAUAAUAACAGCAAUAUAUAUAAUAAUAACAAUAUAUAUAAUAACAGCAAUAUAUAUAAUAACAACAAUAUAUAUAAUAAUAAUGAUAAUAAUAAUAAUUGCAGUAAUAACAAUGUUAAUAUGAUGAACCAAUUUCCUUAUGGUAAUAAUACAGAAUAUAUUUUAAAUAACAAACUUACAUUUAAUAACAAUGAUCUUAAUCAAGAUAAAAUCGAUUUAAUAAAUGAUAUGAGUAGAACAAACGAAAAUAUAAAAAAUAAUAAUAUGAAUAAUUUUGUACAGAAUUUUAAUGAACAAUUUUUUGUACAACAAACCAAUUUUAAUUAUAUAAAUGACAACAUUAAUAAUAUAUCUCCUAUAAAUAAUAUGAAUAAUAUAAAUGGUUUAAAGAAACAUAUGAAUCGUACAUAUUCAAGAUCUAUAAGUAUGUAUGAAGAUAUAAAUAUCCCACAUAAUGUUGAUUAUAUUAAUUAUAGUAUAGAAAAUGAUAAUGUAUAUGACGAAAACUAUAAUAUAGUAUUAAAUCAAUGUGCAUCCAAUAAUGCAAAUGUAACUAUGUUCUUCGAAAGUAACGACAACAAGGAUAAUUCAACAAAACCAUCAGGGGAUGUAUAUAUGGAAGAUAUGAACAUGCCAAAUAAUAUGAAUAAUAUGAAUAGUAUGAAUAGUAUGAAUAGUGUGAAUAGUAUAAAUAGUAUAAAUAGUGUGAAUAGUAUAAAUAAUGGAAACAAUAUUAACAAUCUAAACAUUAUGAAUAAUAUAAAUACACUUAGUUGUAAUAUAAAUAAUAAUUCCUUUGCUAAUAAUUUAUAUGAUAACAAUAUAAUUUCUCAUAAUAUGAAAAAUAUCAUGUAUCCAUAUAUAAAUAACAAUAUUACAGAAACGACGAAUACAUUUAUUAAUGAAAAAAACCAAGCGAAUAGAAUUAAUAAUAUUCCCUACACGAAUUUUCAUAACAUACAAAAUAACAAUGAUGCGGAUACUAUGAAAAAUUUUCAUAACAUACAAAAUAACAAUGAUGCGGAUACUAUGAAAAAUUUUCAUAACACACAAAAUAACAACGAUGCAGAUACUAUGAAAAAUUUUCAUAACAUACAAAAUAACAAUGAUGGGGAUACUAUGAAAAAUUUUCAUAACAUACAAAAUAACAAUGAUGUGGGUACUAUGAAAAAUUUUCAUAACAUACAAAAUAACAAUGAUGGGGAUACUAUGAAAAAUUUUCAUAACAUACAAAAUAACAAUGAUGGGGAUACUAUGAAAAAUUUUCAUAACGUCAUGAAUGAAUAUAACAUAAAUGUAAAUAACAAAACAAAUUAUGAAGAUCUAGAAAGUGUAGAUAAAAAUAUUUCACGCGAAAAUAAUAUGUAG